ACUCAACAGGCUGUUAACUAAUUUGUUUCCUAUUGUGACUCAAGAUUCUUUUUUUUUUUCUGGGGCAGCGCUUAUUACACCGUAUUUGCCUCCUAAACUCUUUUCUUUUUCUUCUUACCUCGUCUCUUCUUCUCUUUUCUCUCUCUUCAAUCUCAGUUGAAAGAGAAGCUGUUCCUAGAAGACAACUCUUGAUGGCGACAAGGUGACCGUCAAGACUGGUCGAUUUCGUCUUGGCAGCUGUUAAUCCGCCAGUCACCGUGAAAUAUCUCAGUCUCAAACUUCACGCCCCCAUCGUAUCCUCACAAUGGCGCCUCCUGCCCCCGAUCCGAUAUCCUCAGCAUCCUCCUCCGACCUCACCCUCAUGGACCCCGAGCCCAUGGCCUCAGAAACGACGCCUCUCAUCGGCAACAACAACAAGUCAAGCGACGACGUCGAAGAUGGCACCGCCGCCCGUCCAUCCCCCGGCAAGCCCCUGCCCAAGAUGCAGGUUUACCUGCUCUGCUUCAACAAGGCCAUGGAGCCCAUCGCCUUCUUCGCAAUCAUCCCCUUCAUCGCGCAAAUGGUUCAGCGCAACGGCAACCUGCCCUACUCGGACGUCGGCUUCUACAGCGGCCUGAUCGAGUCGCUCUUCUCCCUCACGCAGAUGUUCGUGCUGUACUCCUGGGGCUACCUCGCCGACACCGUGGGCCGCAAGCCCGUGCUGCUGUGGUCGCUCGUCGGCAUGACCGUGGCCACCUUCUUCUUCACCGUUUCGACGUCCAUCUGGCAGAUGAUUGUGUUCCGGUGCGUGGCCGGCGUCUUCAGCGGCUCGGGGCUGGUCAUCCGGACGAUGCUGUCGGACCACACCACUGCCGAGACGCAGGCCGUGGCGUUCAGUUGGUUUGCGUUUGCCAACAACAUGGGAAUCUUCCUGGGACCGCUGAUUGGCGGCGCGCUGGCCGAUCCGGCGGCGCAGUUCCCGGGUCUGUUUGGAGGCAUCAAGCUGCUGGAGGACUAUCCCUAUAUUCUCGUGGGCGCGGCCAUCACCGCGUGCAGCGUCUUCAGCAUCGUCUUGUCCGUGUUCUAUCUGGAAGAAACCCUCGAGCCAGAGUCGACCACCACCAGCGCUGGAGUAUCCGCACCGGCCCGGCCCCAGCGACUGUCCACCUUUGAGCUCCUCAAGGCCCCCGGCGUCGGCAUCGUCAUCUGGGUCUACACCCAUGUCAUGUUCCUCGCCUUUGCCUUCACCGCCAUCCUCCCCGUGCUGCUCUUCACGCCCAUCGACCUCGGCGGCGUCGGAUUCUCGUCCUCGCGCAACUCCGUCUGGAUGGCCAUCCAGGGCGCCAGCCAGGCCAUGUGGCUCGUCGUCGCGUUCCCGAUGCUGCAGCGCCGUCUGGGCACCAAGGGCUCCCUGGCCAGCUGCGUCGCCGUCUACCCGCUGUUCUUUGCCGGUUACGUCGCCAUGAACACGCUCCUCCGUAUCGGCACCGAGUCCAGCGUUGCGGUAUUCUGGGUCGUGGCCUUCAUCGUGGCCUUUAUCGGACCGGGUGUGUCAAUGGCCUUCACGGCCAUCCAGCUCGCUCUCAACGAUGUUUCGCCCAACCCGCACGUCAUGGGCACGCUCAACGCCUUGGCCAUGACCGCCGCUAGUGCCAUCCGGUCGUUUGUGCCUGGUGUUUCGACCGUGAUAUACGCCAUUGGCGUGAAAUACCAGAUCCUCUGGGGCCACCUGGUGUGGGCGAUUCUCAUCCCCAUAGCCAUGUCUCUGUCUAUAUUCGUUAGAUGGCUUCCGGAGGAUAAGCAGUCCCAUAAGCUCCCCCAAAACGAAGAUGAGGAGUAGAGUAGAAAAGAGGACGCAAUUUUUGAAGAGUUUUUUUCUUUUUUUUUUCUUCGUUUAGCAUAAAAGGAGUGCAGAAAGAGAGGGAUGAGAGUAGAUUUUACGUGAAAGAGAAUGCUGCUGGUAUAUAUUAUUAUACACUUUUGCAGCUACGUAUAAAGGGCGCAAAAUAACAGGGUUAAAUUCCCUGCUGGACAUCACGGCAGGCUGUGCAUCUGCAUAGAAAGCAUUUGGAUUGAAAGUCAUCUUCUUAUUACUACAUGUAUAUACAAAUAUAUAAGCGAAAUCAUUGUUGUAAACAAAUUUUCAUUACCAU
Molecule: messenger RNA, 2132 nt
Organism: Trichoderma asperellum CBS 433.97
Lineage: Eukaryota; Fungi; Ascomycota; Sordariomycetes; Hypocreales; Hypocreaceae
Biological process (GO): transmembrane transport
Molecular function (GO): transmembrane transporter activity
Source: RefSeq, a predicted model, not a curated record